AUAUGACCGUAAAAUAAAUAUAUUUAAAUUAAUGGAGUUAUUGUAAGGAGAGCAGCAGAUAUAAACUGAGUGCUAUAGAGUAAUUCAUGAUUAUUAAUAAUUAUAAAUGGACGAAGUUCAAUUGUAUUACAAAUUAUUAGUAAACUAAAGAAACUGGCGGAUAAAAUGCCAUCUCUAAGAACAAUUUAUGAUUGCAUGUUCUCUCCAAAAUUACUCAAAAUAUAUGGGAAUGGACCCGCAGAAAAGUACUACCAACCCAGUUCCUUGGAAAAAUGGAGUGGCAAAGUGAUAAAUUCAAUCUACGUGAUAUGGCGCCUGGGCAUCUACACCUCGCCGGCGCUGGCCGCCCUCCUCUACCAGCGCGGCUACUUCGACCUCGACGGCCUGCUCGUCCUGAGCCAGCUGGCGGCCGGCGUGGGAGUGGUUCUGGUCGCGUCGAUGUGCGCACGCGCCAUGAGCCGGGCGGAUGACCCCGCCUACCGGCAGUUCGUCGACGCGCUCAGGGCAGCCCGAAGGGCGAGCGAGAUGAGCGGGGAGACGAAGCGUCGGCUGAGGGCGUACGAGUUCGGGUUCGCUAGUUGGCCGGUGGAGUACAAGUGUCGCGACACUAUUCGGCAGAACAGACAACUCACCAGCAGCAAGCCCUUACAUCUCAAUCUGAUGCAGUCUCUUCUGCAAAUUCCCUAUAAAGCCAUUGCCUAUGUGGCUAUUCACACAUUCGGCAUACGAUUAAUUUACCCAGGCAGUAUUGGAUUACUCCAGAUGGUACUAGAGCAAAGCCUGCUGCAGGGUAGAUCCAGACUGAUAGAAGUGUUCAGAGGUGAACGAUUCAAAAUAGAGACGGCGGACGAGAACGAGAUCGACGCGAUGUUCGUGAACAACAGAGGCGUGUCGACGAACGGCAACACCCUGGUGAUAUGUUGCGAGGGCAACGCCGGCUUCUACGAGAUCGGCAUCGCGAUGACACCGCUAGCCGCCACCUACUCCGUGCUGGGAUGGAACCAUCCGGGAUUCGCCGGUAGUACGGGUCGACCGUAUCCCCCACAAGAACAGAACGCCAUGAAUGCGGUCAUACAAUUCGCAGUGCACAAACUCCACUUCAAAUUAGAAAAUAUUCUCCUAUUCGGAUGGAGCAUUGGGGGAUAUUCAACGUCGUGGGGAGCUAUGAAUUACCCUGAAAUCAAAGGAGUGAUACUGGACGCUACCUUCGAUGACGUAUUACCCUUAGCUGUCAAUCACAUGCCUAGCUGGUGGGGGCCAAUAAUAAACAUAGCGAUAAGAGAGCACGUCAAUCUGAAUAUAUUCGAGCAACUUUCCAAAUAUCCUGGACCCGUUUUAUUGUUCAGGCGUACCGAGGAUGAAGUUAUUUGUCUGAGUGAAGGCGACCUAUCAUCGAACAGGGGCAAUCAUUUGUUGUACAAACUACUACGUCAUCGAUAUCCUUUCAUUUUUGAUGCGCAGCAAUCUCAGUUGCUGCUCGACUAUUUGGCUGUGCCCCAAGGAUAUCAAGAGUUUUUCGCGAAAUAUUCUGUAGAUGAAAGAGUUUGCCAGUCUUUGUUGCAGUCAUACAUUUCAGAGUAUUCAAAGAGUUAUCCCAUGAAGAUUGGAGAGGAUUUCAGUAGCCAAGAUAAAUCAAAAAUGGCAUUAUACCUGGCGAAAAAUUAUAUGAAAGAUUUCAAAUCGACGCAUUGCGUCAAUCUGCCACCCGAGAUGUUUCAACCUCCAUGGGAUGUGACUAUUGAAUCCGACUUCGUCUUCACCUGAUCAAAAAGAUAGGCAUUAUUUAUUGAACCAAAAAAUUUCAAUACCUACCCAAUCUGUAGUUGUGUCCACAUCGCAUUAUCAUUGAAUAAUCUGGUGUCCAGUUAAGGUAUAUAAUUAUUUAUUCGCAAAAAAGACCAUGUACAUAUUUGAAUUAAAAUGGUGAUAGUUGACAAUCUCAA
This is a messenger RNA of Phaedon cochleariae (mustard beetle), 1943 nucleotides long. The record is from the annotation of a GenBank genome assembly. NCBI's taxonomy places the organism in Eukaryota, Metazoa, Arthropoda, Insecta, Coleoptera, Chrysomelidae.